AUGUUCAUCAUCGAAUGGUUCCGCGACGUCCUCUCCUCCCUUGGUCUGUUCAACAAGAACGCCAAGAUCCUCUUCCUCGGUCUUGAUAACGCCGGAAAGACCACCUUGCUUCACAUGUUGAAGAAUGACCGCUUGGCCACUCUCCAGCCUACUCUUCACCCCACCUCUGAGGAGCUCUCCAUCGCCAACGUCAAAUUCACUACCUUUGAUCUCGGUGGACAUCAGCAAGGUAAGAAGCGUAUCGGGGCAAAGUCGAAUACGGUGGGCGGACAGCCAGUCAGGAGUAUUUCGAUGGAAAGGAAGGCCCGCCGUAUCUGGAAGGAUUACUUUGCCGAGGUCAACGGCAUUGUCUUCUUGGUUGAUUGCCAGGACCGCGAGCGUUUCUUGGAGUCCAAGGCUGAGUUGGAUGCUCUCCUUGCCAUCCAGCAGCUCGAGCGUGUUCCCUUCUUGAUUCUCGGAAACAAGAUUGACGCUCCCGGCGCCGUCUCUGAGGAGGAGCUCCGCUCUGCCCUCGGAUUGAUCCAGACCACUGGCAAGGGCAAGGUCCCAUUGAAGGACAUGCGCCCCAUCGAGGUCUUCAUGUGCUCUGUCGUCAUGAAGCAGGGAUACGGUGAUGAACGGAGGACUAAACUGGGGAUCCCCAUCUUUUGCUGGGUGCCUGUUCUGGAUGCCGCCUAUGGCGUGUUCAAGGACGCAGUUAGGUCUUCUUCAACAGUGACGGGUGGAGCGUCAGUGGACUGGUGGCACGAUCCAGGAAGGCGCAAGAGAGUGACCGAUUCGAGUACGUGUUUGAUGAUCUUUUGUCCAGACUCUUUCACGGCUCUCAAUGCCAGGAAACGACUUGUUCAGGAGGGGUAUCUAUCUGCAGAGGAGGAGGUCCGGCUUCUAGACACUGUGCUUACUUUCCCAAGGAAUUGCAAGAGUUCUGGAGCCUGGCAUCACAGGAAAUGGCUGUUAUGCUUUAUGUACAAGGAUUACAGGACGGUACCACUGGAUCCGCUGGUGGUAGAAGGCCAGCUCAAGAUUUGCCAGGAUGCUGCAGAGCGGUAUCCGAAAUGCUAUUAUGCCUGGACGAUGCGACAUUGGUUGGUGGAGCAUCUUGGCGUCCAUUGGUGGAAAGCUAGUCUUGUCCGCCAUGAAGCUGCUGUUGUUUCUACUGCUGUUGUAGCCGGCGACGAAGGCAAGAUGAAAUGCGACCAGGGACAAAAGCAGGACGACGAGUAUUACUUGACUCCUCUGGAAAGGGAGUUUGAGCGGAUGAAGAGGCAUAUGGAGAGGAACGUGUCGGAUCAUUCAGGACAGCAACACCUUCAGCAGUGUAUGACUCAGUUGAGUGGACAAUGGAUUGUUCAGAGGAAAGUUCAAGAGUCAAUGUCGAAUGUUGAGGUUGCGCUGCAGUGGACGCGAGAGGAGUUGAUGUCUAGGCGACAGCGGAGGAGGACAGCCGUUGCGGGGACAAGGACAAAAGCAGGAGUAAGGAGUAGGAAGAUGAAGCAGCGGGAAGGUAAAGAGAACCAGGAAGAAGAGAGGACGGAGAUGCAAGGAGAAACCCGAGCUGGAUCUCGACAGAGUGCUAUCAGGCGUCAAGUGCAGGGUCUAUCUUCAUUUUCCUUGGUUUCCUCUGGAAGUAGUGGCGGCGAUGGACAAGCCGAAGGAUCGCUUCCACUGACAUUGGCGCGAGCAAGUUUCGCGUGGGUGGUCCGGCUGUGGGUUUCUGAGCUGGAGAGGACGCGGGAGAUGGUCCGGACGUAUCCAGGACACGAGUCGCUGUGGUACCAUCUUCGGUUCGUGUACUAUGGAGUCUGUUGGCUGGAUUCUGAGACUGAGUUGUUGCUCGAUUCUAGUGAUGGUUUUGUUGGUGGCAAUAGGGAGGUUAGAAUUGAGGAUGAAGAUGUGGGGGAGCAAGCGGGGGAUGAGGAGGAGGAGGAGGAAGAAGAAGGGGAGGAGUGGUUUGUGUCAUUGGCCAGCGAGCGAGCGUUUGUGGAGGGUUUGUUGACAGGAAAAGGGACGGAGGAUGAAGAAAAGGCAGCGGAGGAGAGUGGUGGUCCGGAAAAGUUGCAGGGGGCAUUGGCGGACAAGUACCUUGCCUGGGUCGAGCGUCUUGACCUUUGCGAUCAAUUGCGAUGA
Molecule: messenger RNA, 2127 nt
Organism: Linnemannia hyalina
Lineage: Eukaryota; Fungi; Mortierellomycota; Mortierellomycetes; Mortierellales; Mortierellaceae
Source: the annotation of a GenBank genome assembly